Molecule: messenger RNA, 1668 nt
Organism: Mercurialis annua (annual mercury)
Lineage: Eukaryota; Viridiplantae; Streptophyta; Magnoliopsida; Malpighiales; Euphorbiaceae
Product: F-box/FBD/LRR-repeat protein At1g13570-like
Exons: 4
Coding region: 105-1472 (455 amino acids)
Molecular function (GO): protein binding
Source: RefSeq, a predicted model, not a curated record
CACUUCCCCAAAAAAAAUUACCGUAUAUUUAUUUGUUUCCCUAUUUCAAAUUUUGUCUUUCCUUUCCAUUAGUUUCAUCUGUUCAUCUUCUCAAAGAAUUAAAAAUGGUAAAGCAGCAAAGGAAGGGGAAAAGAAUUAAAACCAUGGGUAUCGAGCCGGCGAAAAAGAUUGAGAACAGCUCAAGAUCCGAUAUGAUCAGUGAUUUGCCGGAUCAUAUUAUUGAUAACAUUCUAAUUUGUCUGCCGAUUCAAGAAGCCGUGAGGACUAGCAUAUUGUCAAAGAAAUGGAGGUUCAAGUGGAGAUAUCUUCCCAAAUUGGUAUUUGACAAUUCUUCCUAUGAAACAGCCAUAAUACCCUCCACUGCACAACCUAGCAUUGCUAAAUUCUUUCUUAAUAUCUAUAAAGUUCUUUUUCUUCACCAUGGACCCCUUUUGAAUUUUACUUUUCAUGUUCCGUUGUUAAAAAGAUAUCCCGAGAUUGACCAGUUGAUGCUUUACCUGAGCGAGAAAGAUGUUCAGGAAAUUUUCUUUAAGAUUGGUGAAAGGAAAACCCGUAGAGUUAUUGAUGAAAGGAAAGCCCAUAGAAUGUCAUCAUUUCUGUUCUCAUGUGUGGCAUUGAGGCACUUGACCUUGUCCUCGUGUUCUUUUCCAAUUCCGUUGGCAUUUCAAGGAUUUGUUAACUUGAUUUCUCUUAAGCUUCAGUCGGUUGAUUUUGAUGCCGAUGUGUUUGAAACAUUCAUCUCCAAAUGCCCAUUACUUGAAACACUUUCUAUAAGAGACUGUUUCGAUAUUGUUAACCUGGAUUUUGACUGUCCUAAUCUUAAGUUCUUUCACUUUUCUGGUUCUUGUAAGGCUAUUUGUUUUAGAAAAACUAGUCAACAUCUUUCAACAGUUAUAUUUGAUGAAAGUUUUGUCGGAUACGAGAAGGUAGAACCAACCGAGAUUUUCGAAAGUCUGCCCGUCGUCGAGCACUUGCGUUUCGGAUUCGACUUUUUGGUCUACCUGCGUUAUGGAGGAAUGCCGAAGAAACUUUCUCUUGGCUGUCUUAGGGUUCUUGAUCUGCCUGACUUAUCUUUUGGGUGGACGGAUAUUAUCUCUGUUGUUCUAUGCUUGAUUGUGAGCUCUCCUAACUUAGAGAAGCUCGAGCUUGGGGCUGAAUCAGCUGAUGACGACAAUUCUUCUCUUGCUAAGGAACUUUUAGAAGUACAAGACUUCUUAGAUAAUGCGCUGAAAAAACUCCGAGUGGUGAAGAUGAAUUUCGCUCACACAGUACCAAUAAAAUCCGAACUUCAAUUUAUUAAAUUUCUGUUGCGUGAAUCAGUUGUAUUGGAAAAGAUAUUUAUACAGCCUGCCAACAGAACAGCUGCUGAGGGAGCACUGAAGAUUGUGAAAAAGAUACGUCGAUUUCAACGUUCUUCAAAGAAAGCAAAAAUUGUUUACUUAGAUACUGAUGCUGAUGGCAGUGAAGGUUAGGAUGUUAAUUAUGCCUGAAAAUCAAACCAUUUUUCCUGUGUUUCUAGUUUACAUAGAAUCAGGUGUUUCCAUCCUAAAAUUUAAAUAUCAUUUUGCUCCAUUAAUUUGCAUACUUUGGCAAAUUAGUACAAAAAGAUUAUGUUUUUAUUUUUCAUUAGAAGUUUAUCUAUUAUUAGGUGACUGCUUCAUUUUUAAA